Molecule: messenger RNA, 990 nt
Organism: Geodia barretti
Lineage: Eukaryota; Metazoa; Porifera; Demospongiae; Tetractinellida; Geodiidae
Source: the annotation of a GenBank genome assembly
AUGAAGGUCGUAAUAUUGGCAGUUCUGUCUCUUGUGUCUCUGGCUUUUGGAGCCCCUCGGUUCCAACUCGGUGAGGAGUGGGAGCUGUGGAAGUCGGAGCACGGGAAGAGCUACCAGUCCCAGAGAGAGGAGCUGGAGAGACACGUCAUAUGGCAGGCAAACCGCAAGUACGUCGAGGCCCACAACCAGAACGUCCACAUCCUUGGUUUCACUCUCAAGAUGAACCAUUUCGGAGACAUGAGUGAUAGUGAGUUCAGUGACAUGUACCUGACGAAGAUGAGCAACCGUAACUUCACCUCUGCCAAGGUGUUUGACUCCUCGUCCUAUGAAGGAGAUCUCCCUGAGUCCAUUGACUGGAGGAACAAGGGAGCUGUCUCAGACAUCAAGAACCAGGGUCAGUGUGGUGCCAGCUAUGCCUUCAGUGCUAUGGGAGCUCUGGAGGGAGCCUCGGCCUUGGCUCACGGGAGACUAACCACUCUCAGUGAACAGAACAUCAUUGACUGCUCCGUUUCAUAUGGUAACCAUGGCUGCAAUGGUGGAAACAUGUACAACGCCUUCCAGUAUGUGGUCGCUAACGGUGGAGUUGACACUCAGAGCAGCUACCCCUUCCAGGGCAGGCAAUCAUCUUGCUCCUACUCCAAGAACAACUGUGGGGGAACAAUGUCGAGUGUCAUCAGACUUCCGUCUGGAGAUGAGACUAGUCUUCAGCAAGCAGUGGCCUACGUGGGACCAGUCUCUGUGGCUGUCGAUGCCGACAACACGGCUUUCAGGUACUAUUAUCAGGGAGUGUACAGCUCCUCCCGAUGCUCCAGUUCAGACGUCAACCACGGAAUGGUCGUCACUGGCUAUGGAUCCACCGGUGGCUCUGACUUCUGGCUUGUCAAAAACAGCUGGGGCACCAACUGGGGAAUGGAUGGCUACAUCCUGAUGACAAGGAAUAAGUACAACCAAUGUGGAAUCGCCACCGAUGCCUCCUACCCAACUCUCUAG